Messenger RNA from Schizosaccharomyces japonicus yFS275, 2229 nucleotides. RefSeq names its product rRNA processing protein Enp2. The coding region runs from base 155 to 2047 and encodes 630 amino acids. NCBI's taxonomy places the organism in Eukaryota, Fungi, Ascomycota, Schizosaccharomycetes, Schizosaccharomycetales, Schizosaccharomycetaceae. The record is from RefSeq and is a predicted model, not a curated record. Gene Ontology annotation, cellular component: nucleus; nucleolus. The transcript has a single exon.
CCGUACUAUUGUGCCCACUGCCCUGCACUCGGAAAAAAAAAUUGUCCAUCCAAGAGCUACACAAAAAUUCCAAGCCAAUUCUUUUGCGCUGAGGAAUCAGUUACGGGCUGGUUUUUCUUAAAUACUAUAUUGCAGAAGUAAUAAGGACUUGAAAAUGGUUUUGAAGGUGCAAAACCCUAAUAAUGUUCGUGUUUACACCGUUUCAGGCGACGGUGUCUCGUACAAACUGCCAGACUGGGUAAAUAAAAAAAAGGCUAAAAAGGACAUUGAGUUCUCUCAUAGAAUUGAACUUAUUCAGGACUUUGAUUUUCCUGAGGCUAGUAACCGGUUAAAAUGUUCCAGAGACGGAAAUUUCUUAAUGGCCACCGGAGUGUAUAAACCUCAAAUCAAGCUGUAUGAAUUCGCAGAAAUGUCUCUGAAGUUUGAGAGACACACAGACUCGGAGAACGUUCAAUUUGAGAUUUUGUCAGAUGACUGGACGAAAAGUGUUCAUUUGCAAAAUGACCGAUCAAUUGAAUUUCACAGUCAGGGUGGUAUUCACUACUCAACUCGUAUUCCGCGGUAUGGCCGAGACAUGAAACAUCAUUAUCCCAGUUGUGAUCUUUAUGUUGCUGCUGCUGGAGAUGAAGUCUAUCGACUUAACCUUGAACAAGGUCGUUUUUUGAAUCCUUUCAAGAUUGAAAGUGCAUCUGCCGGUAACAUAAACGACGGUGUAAAUGUUAUGGAUAUUAAUCCUGCACAUCAAUUACUUGCAUUUGGUACUGAUGCAGGUACUGUUGAAUUUUGGGAUCCUCGUGAUCGCUCCCGCAUUGCCAUCUUAAACGUAUCACAAUUUGCACCCCCCAGCAUGGGAGAUGAUAAGGCGUCUUCUGUUACCGCAUUGUCUUUCCGGAAUGACGGUUUAAAUUUGGCUGUUGGUGCUUCUAAUGGCAUGUCGAUGCUUUUCGAUCUCCGUUCGUCUAAUCCUUAUACCACUAAAGAUCAGGGCUAUGGUCUUCCGGUAAAGAAUUUACAUUGGGUUGAAAGCCCGAUUGAUUCAGUUAGUCGUGUUUUGUCGGCGGAUUCAAAAAUUAUCAAGAUUUGGGAAAAGGACCAUGGAACCCCAUUUACAUCUGUCGAACCCACUGUGGAUAUAAACGAUGUUUGUGUGUUUCCCGAUUCUGGUCUUAUUUUUACUGCAAACGAAGGUUCGCCCAUGCAUUCUUUCUACAUUCCCGCUUUAGGUCCUGCACCCAAAUGGUGUUCCUUUUUGGAUAAUCUUACAGAAGAGAUGGAGGAAAGCCACGCUCCUUCCAUCUACGAUAACUACAAGUUCGUUACGAAGAAGGAGCUUCUCAGUUUGGGUUUGGAUCAUCUUAUUGGAACAAAUGUUAUUCGGCCAUAUAUGCAUGGUUUCUUUAUUGAUGUACGUUUGUACGAAAAAGCUCGUCUUAUUGCCAAUCCUUUCUCCUACGAAGAACACCGUCAACGCAGAGUCAAGGAACGUCUGGAAAAACAGAGAGCAAGCAAAAUUCGUGCUCAGAACAAGCCCAAGGUCAAUGCUGCAUUGGCAGAGCGUUUGGCUUUCCAAGAAGGCAAACUCCGCAAGCAACUUGGUGACAACACACCAAGUGUAUUGGAAGACAAUCGUUUCAAGAAUGUUUUCACUGAUGAGGACUUCAAAGUGGACGAGGACACACUCGAAUAUAAACAAUUGCAUCCUACAAAAUCCACCAAACGCCUUACCGCAGCAGAGGAGUCUGAAGAAGAGGCCGAACUUGCACGCGGUGUUCAGUUUAGCUCUGAUGAUGGCCUUUCUAUGGACGAAAGUGAAAGCGAAGUGGAGACCUUUGACAAACUUUUGGACAAGCGUAUGCAAGCACAAAAUGCAAGAAACAAGGACUCGGUUCAAAGUAUUCGGAGCACUCCCGGCGGGAUGGAGAUGACGUUUUCUGUCAAUCGCAAGAAGAAGUCAACUGAAUCUAGACCCGAAAGUGAUUCAGGAAAAAAGAAGCAGAAUUAUGCAGGUCGUCGCUCUGCCAGUAAAAAUGUAUUUAGACAGAUGUAGUCUGUCCGGUUGGAUUAGAAGAUAGGGUGCUAAUAAAUGGGAUGUUUUUGGACGGCAUUGAAUACAAAUAUUACGCUACUGAUGGUUUUCGUAGGGCAUACGCGAUUUUCAUUUUGUAAUUCGAAACAGAAAUAUAUAUUAUUGGUACUUUUGUCUCAAAUCCCUGUUUAGUACAGAACUGU